This is a messenger RNA of Acanthoscelides obtectus, 609 nucleotides long. Lineage: Eukaryota; Metazoa; Arthropoda; Insecta; Coleoptera; Chrysomelidae. The record is from the annotation of a GenBank genome assembly.
AUGGAUGAUAGUAGUCUAGUGCUAGUUAGUGAUGCAUCUGAUGGUUCGAGAAAAAGAAAACGAACUAUGUCUAAACGAGAAAGGGCAAAAAAGUGCGGUAAGUUUGAAUAUAAAAGCAAAUACAUGAAUCAUAUGCCUAAUGCUGAAGAUUUUGAAGUGAAGUGCAAGCAUUUAAAAACUGCACUCGAGUGUCAUGGAGUUUCUACAGAGGAUGUAAAACGUGUUAGAGAGUUUGUGUAUAGACAACCAAUAAAAACGAUAAUAGAUGAUAAAAUAGCCCACUUAAUUGAAGUUAAAAAGGAAAAAAGAAGAGACAACGAUACAAAGUAUCAGAACUACUUGAAACGAGGUGCGAAAUUAGAAAAUUACCAACCUAAGCAAAUUGAACUGCGCAAUAGCAUUAAAAAAAUUAAGCUUGAAAACGUUAAAACCCUAUUAAAAAAGUAUCAAGAAGACUGGGAAGAUAAUGAAACCUUCGCUUGGUACAAGAACCUACUAAAUGAAAGAAGACAUCCAACAGGAGACGAGGAAGAAACAUGCCCGGAAUCCGACGAUGUAGAUCCAGAAUUGUGUGAUUGUGCGGAGGAAGACAUUGGCUUGAAAAUAUAA